Molecule: messenger RNA, 4318 nt
Organism: Fomitiporia mediterranea MF3/22
Lineage: Eukaryota; Fungi; Basidiomycota; Agaricomycetes; Hymenochaetales; Hymenochaetaceae
Product: beta and beta-prime subunits of DNA dependent RNA-polymerase
Exons: 19
Coding region: 1-4212 (1403 amino acids)
Biological process (GO): DNA-templated transcription
Molecular function (GO): DNA-directed RNA polymerase activity; DNA binding
Source: RefSeq, a predicted model, not a curated record
AUGAAAGACUCUGUGUCACACAAUGCUCCCAAAGUCAUCAAGCAAAUCCAAUUCAGCUUGCUAAACGCACAAGACAUUGUCAAGCUUUCUGAAUUCCAGGUUACGCAUCAGGAUUUGUAUACGCCUGUGGAUAGGGUGCCUGUUAGGGAUGGGGUUUUGGAUCGGAGACUCGGAACGACGGAGAAGAGUGCGUUUUGCGAGACGUGUGGGUUGUCUUCUGCAGAUUGUGUGGGACACUAUGCGUAUAUCAAGCUUGCGUUACCUGUGUUCCAUGUUGGGUACCUUAAGCAUAUCGUCACCAUCUUACAAUGCAUAUGCAAGUCCUGCGCACGCGUCCUCCUCUCCGAACCAGACCGCCGAACAUACCUCAAACGUUUCCGUCGUCCACACCUCGAAAACAUCCACCGCACAUCCCUAGUCAAAUCCAUCAACUCAUCCGCCCGUAAAGUCGUCUACUGCCCUUACUGUUCCUCAACAAACGGUACCGUCAAAAAAGCAGGUGCGAUCAAAAUCGUACAUGACAAGUUCCGCGCGAAGAAAACUGCAGAUGAGUUGGAGAGGUUUAAGAGGUCGUUUGCGAAGGCUAUCGAGGGACAGAAGGAGAUUGGGAUGUAUAUUAAUAAGGCGGUUCAGGAGGAUUUGAAUCCUUUGAAGGUUUUGGAUUUGUUUAGGAGGAUAUCAGAUGAGGACUGCGAACUCCUCGGCCUAAACCCCUCCCACGGCCGUCCAGAAGAAUACAUCUGGCAAUACAUCUCCGUACCCCCCGUCUGCAUCCGUCCCUCCGUAGCCCAAGACGGCGCAUCAAACGAAGACGACCUCACAGUCAAACUAACAGAAAUAGUCUUCACUUCCGCAUUAAUCAAACAAGGACUAGCAAAAGGCGCUCCGACUCAACAAUUCAUGGAACAAUGGGAUUUCCUUCAAGUUAGCGUAGCGAUAUAUAUUAAUUCGGAGACUCCGGGUAUACCGAUUCAGAUGGCGCAGAAACCGAUUAGGGGGUUUUGUCAGAGGCUUAAGGGGAAGCAGGGGAGGUUUCGAGGGAAUUUGAGUGGGAAGAGGGUGGAUUUCUCUGGGAGGACUGUUAUUUCCCCGGAUCCGAACUUGAGAAUCGAUGAAGUUGCUAUUCCGGAGCGAGUUGCGAAGAUCUUAACUUAUCCAGAACGCGUUACUGCGCAUAACGUCAAUGUGCUGAGAUAUGCGGUGAGGAAUGGAUGUGAUGUUCAUCCUGGGGCGAAUUAUGUUACGGCUGGGAGUAGUGGGUUUAAGAAGUUUUUGAAGUUUGGAAAUCGGAACGCUAUUGCGGAUGGGUUGAGGAUUGGUGAUGUUGUAGAACGACACUUAAUUGACGGAGACGUGGUGCUGUUCAAUCGACAGCCUAGUUUGCACAAACUUUCUAUCAUGUGUCAUAGAGUCAAAGUGAGACCAUGGCGAUCCUUCCGACUAAACGAAUGCGUAUGUGGUCCUUACGGUGCCGACUUCGACGGUGACGAGAUGAACAUCCACGUACCACAAACCGAAGAAGCACGCACCGAAGCCCUCACCCUAAUGAGCAUCAAACUCAACCUCGUCACACCCCGCAACGGCGAACCCGUAAUCUCCGCAAUCCAAGACUUCAUCACCGCAUCCUUCCUCCUCUCCCAACGUGAUCGUUUCUUCGACCGUCAACAAUUCGCACAAAUCUGUUCCUACUUCUGCGACGCAGACUUACAAAUCGACAUCCCUCCUCCAACUAUACUCAAACCUCAACGACUAUGGACGGGAAAACAGAUUUUUAACGUCCUGAUGCGUCCGAAUAAACGAAGUAACGUACUAGUCAACGUCGAAUCGAAAUGUAACAAAGAACAAAAACCUGAUCCUGCGAAUUACCCGAGGAUGAACCCUGCUCCUGACCUUUCGCCGAAUGAUGGGUACCUUGUUAUCGUCAAUAGUGAAAUCAUGUGUGGUGUUAUGGAUAAAGCGACUGUUGGGAGUGGGAAGAAGAGGUCGAUAUUUGGUGUUAUUUUGAGGGAUUAUGGGCCUGAUGAGGCUGCUGCUGCUAUGAAUAGGAUUGCGAAGCUUUGUGCUCGAUGGCUCUCUAACAUAGGCUUCUCACUCGGUAUCAACGACGUAAUCCCCGGACCAACCUUAUCAGCAAACAAAGACAAGCUAAUCGAAACGGCCUACGAGACGUGCAUUGACCUCAUCGCACAGGCUAAGAAAGGCAAACUCGAGAAUAAACCGGGUUGCAAUCAGGAACAAACACUAGAGGCUAUGAUUUCCGGUGUGUUGUCCAAAGUCCGUGAUACGGUCGGAGACACAUGUAUGAAGGAGCUCAGCCGACAUAACGCACCGCUCAUCAUGGCUACCUGUGGUUCAAAAGGCUCUGCUAUUAACGUCUGCCAAAUGGUCGCAUGCGUCGGCCAACAAAUCAUAGCCGGCAAACGCGUCCCAGACGGCUUCCAAGACCGUUCCCUCCCCCACUUCCCAAAAAAAUCAAAAGAACCUCCCUCAAAAGGUUUCGUCCGUAACAGUUUCUACACAGGUCUCCUACCCACCGAAUUCCUCUUCCACGCUAUCUCCGGUCGAGAAGGUUUAGUCGACACUGCUGUUAAGACUGCGGAAACAGGGUAUAUGCAGCGCAGGUUGAUGAAAGCGUUGGAAGACUUGACUACGAUGUAUGAUAUGAGUGUGAGGAAUUCUGAGGGAGGGGUUGUUCAGUUUCAGUAUGGGGAUGAUGGGUUGGAUCCUGGAUGUCUUGAAGGUGAUGCACAGCCUGUUGAGCUGAAUAGGUCUUGGAGUCAUGCUCGGGCCAUCUCAUCGCGACGAGGUCGUGGACUAUUACCUUACGAGAUUAUAGACCUCGUCGACGAAGAACUCUCAUCCAAAAAGUUCACCGGAGUUUGCUCGGACACGUACAUCGCCGUACUUCGUCAGUUCAUCUACGACAACGCAGUAAAGCCUCUAGCGGAACAAAGAAAAGAACAUGGGAUGUACGACGCUUUACAAAAGGAGGACGAAUGGGACGCAGAUACGGACUUGUCUAUGGGUGCAACCGACGCAGAAUUCAAAAUCAUCUCCAACCAAAUCAAAGUAACCCACACCCACCUCCUUACAUUCCUAACCCUCUGCCUCAAAAAAUACCUCAAAGCCAAAAUCGAACCAGGGUCCACAGUCGGUGCAGUCGGCGCCCAAUCCAUCGGUGAACCCGGAACGCAAAUGACACUCAAGACAUUCCAUUUCGCUGGUGUUGCGAGUAUGAACGUGACGUUGGGUGUACCGCGGAUAAAGGAGAUUAUUAACGCUGCGAAGACGAUUAGUACGCCGAUUAUUAGUUGUAGACUUGUUAAUAAUAUGAGUGAGGCGAGUGCGAGGAUUGUUAAGGGGAGGUUGGAGAAGACGCUUUUGGGUGACGUUGCGUCGGUAUUGGAAGAGGCAUGGGCACCGGAGUACACGUACAUCGGUAUCAUAGUUGACAUGGACGCCGUCCAAAAACUUCAGCUCGAACUCACGCUCGACGACAUCAAAUGGGCAAUCGUAGCAGCCAAGAAGCUCAAAGUAAAACAAGAAUCGAUCAUUGUGAUACCAAAAAAGAACCGCCUCCGAAUAUACAUAAAUGGAGAAGACAAGUUCUACCGCUUGAGAGAACUUCGGCGUGCUUUACCCUCCGUAGUAGUCAAGGGAAUACAAACCGUCCAACGUGCGAUUAUCAAUAUCAAGGACAAAGACGACCAUAGAGGAAAGAAGGGUGACAAGGAGAUGCUCGUUGAGGGGUACGGACUUCAGAAGGUUAUGAUUACGGAUGGUAUUGUCGGCGAAUACGCAACGACAAAUCACAUCAUCGAGACCGCCGCCGUACUGGGGAUCGAAGCUGCCCGCGCGAACAUCAUCAACGAAAUUCAGUUCAUCAUGAAAGAGCAUGGGAUGAGCAUCGACCCGCGGCAUGUUAUGUUGCUUGGGGACGUUAUGACUUAUAAGGGCGAGAUCCUAGGCAUCACCCGCUUCGGCGUAGCCAAGAUGAAAGAUAGCGUCCUCAUGCUCGCUUCCUUCGAAAAAACAACGGAUCACUUGUUCGACGCGUCCGCGUAUGGGAAGACGGAUAGUAUUCUUGGUGUAUCGGAGAGUAUUAUCAUGGGUAACCCGGCUGCGAAGUGUGGGACAUCUAUGCCAUCACUCGUCACGCCUCCACCGCCAAUAAGCAAACCUCGAAAACUAAUAUUCGAGGACGCUUUAUGACAACAUAACGACCUUUAAGGACUAGUCUGAUUUAUACAACAGGGUUGAUUUUUAUCAUUCAAUUUUUUAUGUAUUUCAUGUAUCGGAUUGUAUUGUUAUAGCAUAC